This is a messenger RNA of Porites evermanni, 817 nucleotides long. Lineage: Eukaryota; Metazoa; Cnidaria; Anthozoa; Scleractinia; Poritidae. The record is from the annotation of a GenBank genome assembly.
AUGGCUCUGAACGCGCAAUUUGAAACCAUGGGUAUGGCCAUUGGACAGACAACCUCCAUAAGCGCAAAGCUGUCCGAGGAAGAUGUGAACCUCCUUUCAAAAUGUAGGCUAGCGCUUAUGUUGAUCUCUCUUGGCCAUCAGAGUUAAAAGUCCUUUCACUAUUGGUUUUGCAAUGAUGUCCCCUCUCUACUGUAGGCCCACAAGGUAUAAAAUAGCUGACAUAUAAGUACAUUGUUAUUCUUUCAUGGUUAAACGAGAGGAACGCAUCAAAGAACUAGUAAAAUAGAUCAGACCAAAGAAUGACAAAAAAGGAGAAAGAAAAAGGGAUAACCCUAGCAAGGUAUUUCAUACAAGCUGCAUUUGCUUUCUUGACUAACGUAUUAGCAAAACAGACGAACACUGAACUUUGAUAUUUCUUAUCUUAUUCAGAACCAUCAAGUUGCUAAAAUGCCACAAAAUUUACGAGAAAGCUCUACUUCUACCCAACAAAAUAGGAUGAAGGAUGGAGGAGGAGUGUGGGAACUAACUUAAAGUGAAGAUGAGGAAUUGACUGUUGAUUACUUUUCAGCCAAAGCCAUUCAACUGUUUUUUCCUCAAGGGGUUUCUAUCAGGAAUGAACGGAAACUUUGCUCAAAAUAGCAUUUCCUCCUUCAAAGACACGACAGGGAAAGAAAUUACCUUUCAGUGUCAUGGAAUAUUUGCAAGCAAGUCUUCAACAUGUACCUUAUGUCAUCAGUUCAACAGAAAAGGAAGACAAGAAGUAAGGGAAAGAGUUGAAAGAUCCUCUGCAGAUAUUAGAAGAGAAUAUAAUUAUUGA